GGGCGGCAGGUGUUGGCCGCGGGGCGCUGCGCUCGCCCGGCCGCCCCCCUUCCGCUCCGUCCCCCUGGCCGGGCCGCUCGCCGCUCCGCACACGGCCAGCCCGGGGCCGCCGCUGCCGCCGAACGGGACCGCCUGCGGGCUCAGGUGUUACCGCCGUGGUGCAACUAUGGGGUCGGAAAACCCGACUCCGCAGAACCCUGGCUGUAAGAUCAUGACCUUUCGUCCCAGCCUGGAGGAGUUCAGGGACUUUGGGAAGUACAUUGCUUACAUUGAAUCCCAAGGAGCUCACCGAGCAGGGCUGGCCAAGGUGAUUCCUCCCAAGGAAUGGAAGCCCCGAAGAACCUAUGAUGAUAUAGAUGACAUGGUUAUCCCAGCUCCUAUUCAACAAGUGGUUACUGGGCAGUCAGGGUUAUUCACCCAGUAUAAUAUACAGAAGAAGCCGAUGACUGUGGGAGAAUACCGGCGUCUGGCCAACAGUGAGAAGUACUGUACUCCACGCCAUCAAGAUUUUGAGGACUUGGAGCGCAAAUACUGGAAGAACCUCACCUUUGUCUCACCAAUUUAUGGGGCUGAUAUUAGUGGCUCCUUAUAUGAUGCAGAUGUGGAGGAAUGGAACAUUGGCAACCUAAACACCCUCUUAGACAUGGUGGAACAUGAGUGUGGCAUUAUCAUAGAAGGUGUAAACACUCCCUACCUCUAUUUUGGGAUGUGGAAGACAACAUUUGCUUGGCAUACAGAGGACAUGGAUCUCUACAGUAUCAACUACUUGCAUUUUGGGGAGCCAAAAUCCUGGUAUGCCAUACCUCCAGAACACGGCAAGAGGUUGGAACGCCUGGCCAAAGGCUUUUUUCCAGGGAGCUCUCAGGGAUGUGAUGCUUUCCUCCGUCACAAGAUGACCCUCAUCUCGCCCUCCAUCCUGAAGAAGUAUGGCAUUCCCUUUGACAGGAUCACCCAGGAAGCUGGAGAGUUUAUGAUUACCUUUCCUUAUGGUUACCAUGCUGGCUUCAAUCAUGGCUUCAACUGUGCAGAAUCCACCAACUUUGCCACGUUGCGAUGGAUUGACUAUGGCAAAAUGGCAACCCAAUGCACUUGCCGCAAAGACAUGGUGAAGAUUUCCAUGGAUGUCUUCGUGAGGAUUCUGCAACCAGAACGAUACGAUUUAUGGAAACAAGGAAAAGACAGUGCUGUCCUGGACCACAUGAAACCCACAGCUCUGACUAGCCCAGAACUAGAUGCCUGGAAUGAGACGAAGGCAGAGUUGAAGACUAAAUUGCUUCGCAGGAUAGGAGAUGAGGAAGAGGACAACAAACACCGGUCUCACAGAAAAAGAAGUCAACCCAGAAGACACAAAACAGAGGAUCAGAAGUCUCUUGGGGAUGUCAUGGCUAUUGAAACUUCUUUGGAAGAUGUGAAAGUAAAAGAGGAACUGAAAAGAGGGCCAGAUCUAGAGGAAGAGGAGAGAGGCAAAGUGAUUGAGGGAGAAGGUGACUGCAAAGUAAAGGCCCGUCCUCCAAAGGUAAAAGGUGAGAGGAAGAGGAAGCACCUAUUCCACCAACAUCAGCACCAUCUGCAGGCAGCUCAGCCUCCUCUGCCCCAGCCUCCGCCAGCGCCGCAGCCAGCAGAGGGUGAGACACCAGCAGCACGGCCACCAGUGCCCCCAGCAGCACCCACAUCAUCCACAGCAGACAAGAGCUUUCCCCCAGCUCCCCUGAACAUUAUCCAACCCUCGGAGGCAGCAGCUGAGGAAGAUGACUUCAAACCUCGGCCGAUCAUUCCCAUGCUUUACGUGGUUCCACGGACCAAAAAGGUGGUGUUUGACAAGGAGCGCAUGUCCUGCCAGCAGGCCUUCGAGGAGUUUGCCACGCAAAAGGGUCCAAGUUGGCGUGAGCAGACUGUCCCUCUGGAAAUCCCAGUGAAGGAGGAGGAGAAUACAGAAGCAGAGAAUACAGAAGUCACCUCAGAGACUUCUGCUUUUUCAAAAAUGAAGAUGGAGAUCAAGAAGAGUCGUCGUCACCCUCUGGGCAAACCCCCAACCCGCUCCCCUCUGUCCGUGGUGAAGCAGGAGACCUCCAGUGAUGAGGAAACAUUCCCAUUUUCUGGGGAGGAAGAUAUGAGUGACCCCGAGGCUUUGAAAUCUUUACUUUCCUUCCAGUGGAAGAACAAAGUGCAUAAUUUCCCAGCUGAAAGAAAGUUCAAUGCAGCUGCUGCCCUGAGUGAGCCAUACUGUGCUGUCUGUACCCUCUUCUACCCAUAUAACCAGUCCUUACAGAUGGAUAAAGAAGCUGUCCCAGUCUCUGUAGGAGAGACCACCUCCUUUGUCCACCUUUCCAAGUGUGGACAAAAGACCAAGCCUCUGAUCCCAGAGAUGUGCUUUACCUCAAGUGGAGAAAACACAGAGCCCCUUCCUUCAAAUUCCUAUAUUGGGGAGGAUGGAACUAGUCCCUUGAUAUCCUGUGCCAAAUGCUGCCUGCAGGUUCAUGCUAGCUGUUAUGGAAUACGUCCAGACCUGGUGAAUGAAAGUUGGUCUUGUUCACGGUGCUCAGCCAACGCAUGGGCAGCGGAAUGUUGCCUGUGUAAUCUCAGGGGAGGAGCUCUUCAGAUGACCACUGAUGGACGGUGGAUCCAUAUAAUCUGUGCUAUUGCUGUCCCUGAGGCCCGUUUCCUCAAUGUAAUAGAGCGUCAUCCUGUGGAUAUCAGUGCUAUCCCAGAGCAGAGAUGGAAACUGAAAUGUGUGUACUGUAGGAAGAGGAUGAAGAAGGUGUCUGGGGCCUGCAUCCAGUGCUCCUACGAGCACUGCUCCACCUCCUUCCACGUCACCUGUGCCCACGCAGCUGGCGUGCCCAUGGAGCCAGACGACUGGCCCUAUGUUGUGUCCAUCACUUGCUUCAAACACAAAGCAGCCAACCAGAAUGUUCCCUUUCGAAGGGAGGUGACCCUUGGACAGACUGUAAUCACAAAGAACAGGAAUGGACUCUACUACAGAUGUAAAGUCAUUGGCAUGACCACACAGACUUUCUAUGAAGUAAACUUUGACGAUGGUUCAUACAGUGACAACGUUUACCCAGAAAGCAUCAUUAGCAGGGACUGCAUCCAACUGGGACCCCCUCCAGAGGGUGAGUUGGUUCAACUGCAGUGGACAGAUGGAAUCAUCUAUAAGGCCAAGUUUAUUGCAGCCCAGAUCAGUCAGAUUUACCAGGUCGAGUUUGAAGAUGGUUCCCAACUAAUGGUAAAGCGUGGUGACAUUUACACCUUGGAGGAAGAGCUUCCCAAGAGAGUCAAGUCUCGCCUGUCCCUCAGCACUGGGGCCCCUCAGGAAGAUGUAUUUUCAGGAGAUGAAGUGAGAGCAGCCAAACGUCCCCGGCUGGGGAACCCAAGGAAUCCUGAAGAGUACGGACAAAGCCCAGAUUACUUGGCCUUUAUGGAGAGCCUGUUGCAGACACAGUACCAGCCUGGAACUCAGAGCAACAUGUUUUAACCAGGAUUAAACAGAGCUAUUCAAUUAACCCUUUUCAAACAGGAAACUGUGGAAUAGACCAGCCUUGUGCAAUAGCCUGCUGUGAAUUUCUUUCGUCUGCUCUUGGUUUGGACUGCAGGAUACCCUGUCUGGCUGCACGCUACCUCUACUUUGCCAGACAUUGCUGACCAAUAGAGUAGGGAGCUUGAAAAUCCUUCAGACAGCAUUUCCCAUGGAGACUUUGGAAGAGUUUCUACUAAUGGAGCUUUGUGACUGUCUCCUUUUUAUGAGGCUUGGCAAGGGGUUAAAAUGUAACAAAGCAAACAAACAAAAGAGACUUUUUAAGAUAUGUCAAAACUUUUUGUCUUUCAAGGUGCUAUUACAUUGACUACUGAAGCAGCCUUUGGAAUUGUGUUUUCUGUACAUAGAUGUCACCUUUGUGAAGUUUUCUAUAAAUGAGCAUUAUUAAAAAAACAAAGCAAACAAAAAAUAGGAGAAGAAAAGUUUCCACAAAACCUUUUUCUAGAUUAUGGCUUUAAACCAGAAAAUCAACAAAAUCCUCCCUCCCCCCUCCCCCAAAUCCCACCCCCCCAGAUGAAAUGUGACUAAUAUUACAGUGGGGAAUGAAAGAGAUGAUGUCUUGGAAAGUUCUGGGUUCAUUUUGUUUUGUAAAGAAACACUAUCUUCUUUGUAAGCUGGGGAAGGGAUCCCCUGGCUGGUUUCUUACCGUUAGUUCUCGCACCGUUAGGUGAGUUUCUGCCACGUCACCAGGAAGGGACUUAGGGAAGAAGUGGCCAAGUCUUGGUCACUCUUGUCAUCUUCCUUCUCCAUCUUUGCCAUCAAGUUGCUUUCUAGUUACAAAUCAGCAUGGCUUUCAGUUGCAAUAUGCCACUUGGUUUUGGCAGGUGUUCUGUUGCUGCUUCUUGUGUUAGUUCCAUCGCGCUGCCCCCGCGGACGGGAGCACGGAGGGGUUACUCUGGCUCUCUGCUAGGCUUGUUCUCCCACUGGAACCUUUUUCUUUGUCUCCUUAUUUUGGUUUUGAUUUGAUUUUUUAAAUUCUUUGGGAGUUGUGCUCCUUACACUUGUGAGAAUCAUUCCAUGACAGAAGCCUGGGAGGUGUUUGUAUGGUUUUUCUUUUAUCCUAUUAAAGAAGAAAUUCCCCAACCAUCUUUUGAUUUGUCGUGACAUCCUUUGCUUAAGUAAAGACUGAGCCUUUGGAGAUACUCCUGGGGAAGAGGAAUGCAAGCCCUUCAGCUGAUUGGACUCAGUUCACUGAGAAUUGAAUGAGCAUUAAAGGCAAAACCAAAUCCUAAAGUAUUGAGUGGGCAGCUCCCACUUGAAGCCUUGGAAAUCACCUCUGGUCAAAGAGCUGGCACGGAGCAGCAUUUGUAAAAGAGCCUGAUCCAAAGCCCUGCUGAAGUCACUGGAAAGUCUUCCCCUCUCUUUGGAGGAUCUCCCUCAAUUCAUGGGGGAAAGAAAAAGGCAGCCCUAGUGCAGAGUUGGAAAGGAGACGUGGCUUCCAGAGUGUCUGGGUGAAGGGGGGUGCAAUGGUGCCCCCGCUGCCUCGACCUGCUGUGAGGUAGCAGAGCUGCCCAGAACCCUGCACAGCAACCUGUCCCACUUAAUUCCCUCAAAUUACUGGGCAGAAAGAGACAAUGCUUGAUCAUUAUUUGUUGGUAAGCCCCUUUGCAAGGUGCUCAUUGUUCCCUGGAGAGGUUUUUAAGCAACUCUCUAGCUGGAUCUCCCGGGGAGUAAGUGGGAAGCAUUUGUGGGCCGGCAGAUGGUAGAGCAGCAUCUUAAGAGACUGGAUGGGUAUUGAACUGUCCUAGUGAAAGACUGGAGAUAGAAUGAAGCAUUUUUUUCCCCUCCUUUUUUGUUCUUUCAUGUUGGGUUUUGUCCUCCUUUAGAACUGCAGUUCCUUUUGUCUCUUACUGCCUCUGCGACGGGUCCUUCCCCGCGUGUGUGCCUGCGUGUGCACGUGUGUGUUUGUGUGUGUUCAGAAGACCUUGGGAACAGGGUUUGCCUGGGGUUUUGCUUUGGGGUUUUUUUUCUUAAUCCUUUCUGAGUUUUUGAUGUUUUCCAAUAGAUGUCUCCAAGAAUGAAAAGAAACCAGACUAACAAAAAGCUUAAAACAUUGGCAAGGUUCUCCCAAGCCUCGGUUGUUCCUCCAAGCCAACCGACUCCUGUCCCUUCAAAACAUCAAGUAGGGAGAAAAUUGCUUGUGUCAAAGAGUAGGAAUGUUGCCAGGCCACGAGAGAAAUAGUCCAAACAAUUGAAAGUGAUGUUAAACAGCAGAGGACUUUUGUUUUGGAAGUGGGGAGGGUGAAGGGUGGGAUGGAGCCGAAUGGUUGUGAGCAAUGGGGAGUUUCCUCUGCAUGUCGAGGCCCUGCCUGAAGUGGCCCCUUUGCUGUGUUGCAUCUGUGGUACCUUUACAAAUACUCUUUAUAUUGUAAACCAAACAAAAGUGUGUUUCCUCAACCCCUUAUUCAGCUGCUGAGUUAUGUUGAAGCUGGAACUGUGAGAAUGCCCUUCCUCAUUGCAAGGGCUCUCCCUCCUUCAUUUCUCAGUCCCUCUUUUUGGUUUAGGAAUGACUUGUGCAGGUGGUUGGUAACAAGCAAAUCGAUGGCCUCUGUGCAUCAGGCUGUUGGAAAGGAAAUGGGAAAUGCACAUUCCUACCCUCCCCUUCCUCCAGUGAAAUAUAUUUGUAACUGUCUGAUUAUGUGCUAUCAGAAUAAUGAUUUUUUUCUCCUUCUCCCCCUAGAUUUAAGGAUGUGAUGUAUUUUUUGCAUAUUUUCCCCUCUGCCUCUCUAGGUUCAUAAUGAAUUAAAGGCUGUUGAGCACUUCAGAAUUACA
Messenger RNA from Colius striatus (speckled mousebird), 6307 nucleotides. It is a transcript of the gene KDM4B, whose product is annotated as lysine demethylase 4B. Bases 167 to 3475 code for a protein of 1102 amino acids. The record is from RefSeq and is a predicted model, not a curated record. Gene Ontology annotation, biological process: chromatin remodeling. Gene Ontology annotation, cellular component: nucleus. NCBI's taxonomy places the organism in Eukaryota, Metazoa, Chordata, Aves, Coliiformes, Coliidae. The transcript has 23 exons. Gene Ontology annotation, molecular function: histone H3K9 demethylase activity.